ACCCACAUUUUUGUAAUAUCGAUAGUAGUUGUCUGCUUCUUUUCAUACGCUAAACAUCGUAAAAUUUGGAAAUAUAUUUUGAAAAUGAAUCAAAUAAUAGUAAUUUUUUCCUGUUUACUUGUUGUAAGCAUGGUUGCAGCAGCCCCAUCAGGCGCGGAUGACGCAACAUUGGUAGCAGUGAAACCAUUCCAAGUUGCAGAUUGUUCAUUGCCAAUAGAAGACGAUUCAGAGUUAGCAUGCAGAGCUAUGUUGCCUCGAUUUAUGUGGAGCGCUAAAGAAAAAACUUGUGUCAGCGAAUUUUAUGGAGGAUGUAAUGCUACUAAAAAUAACUUCAAAACUAAAGAAGAAUGCUUACAAGUUGCUAAACCUGUUUGUUCGACAGUAUAAAAUUACAAUUUUUCAAUUGGGAUACGCUCCAAAUCAGUAGUCAUCCUUUAAACAAUAAUUUUUCCAUGAAUUCUUUAAUUGGUACCUCAGUUACAUUUAAUGGAUGUUAUUGUUAUAAUAAAUUUAGUUCAAUAAAGUUAUAAUAAAUAAGA
Diorhabda sublineata is the source of this 539-nucleotide messenger RNA. RefSeq names its product U-actitoxin-Avd3h-like. The record is from RefSeq and is a predicted model, not a curated record. Lineage: Eukaryota; Metazoa; Arthropoda; Insecta; Coleoptera; Chrysomelidae. The transcript has 2 exons. Bases 85 to 387 code for a protein of 100 amino acids. Gene Ontology annotation, molecular function: serine-type endopeptidase inhibitor activity.